AUGUUCCGGCAGAUACUCGUCCACCCUGAAGAUCGUCGCUUCCAGCGGAUACUCUGGCGUCCAAAGGCUUCCGGCAAGAUUCAAGAGUACGAGCUGAACACCGUGACCUACGGGCUCGCCUGUGCUCCGUUCCUCGCUGUCCGCACUCUCCACCAACUGGCGGCCGACGAGGAGGCACGAGCCCCAAAGGGAGCAACCGCUCUGCGCCAUGACUGCUACAUGGACGACGUGAUCACCGGGUCGGACACCUUGCAGCACGCGGUCGCCCUGCAGACGGAGCUCCGAGAGCUCUGCACGGCGGGCGGGUUUCCGCUGCGGAAAUGGGCCGCCAAUAGCGAGGCCAUCCUUGAGGGUGUUCCUCCCGAUCAUCGACUCAAACAGGCACACCAUUCCUGGGAGAGCGAGGUACACUCCACCUUAGGCCUGCGUUGGCAUCCAGCCAGCGACGACUUCUCCUUCGCCAUCCAGCCUCGAAGCACUGGCGAAUUCACUAAGAGGCGAGUCCUGGCGGAAACGGCACGGCUAUUCGACCCCUUGGGAUGGCUCACUCCUGUGAUCAUCCGCGCCAAGAUCUUAAUCCAGUCAGCAUGGUUGAAAAGGCUGGACUGGGACUCUCCGCUCCCAGCGGAGGACGCUCAGUCUUGGCAGCGCCUCCUCUCCGAGCUCCAUUUGCUGGAGCACCUCCGAAUAAGGCGCUGGCUGGGUGUCAUUCAACAGGAUCCGACGGUCGAGAUCCACGGCUUCGCCGACGCGUCUGAGCGUGGAUACGCGGCCGUCGUCUACCUUCGCGUGUCCAGUACGGAAGAGACGUCCAUCCACUUACUGGCCGCGAAAAGCAAGGUCGCGCCGAUUAAGCCCGUGACGCUCCCACGGCUGGAACUCUGCGCUGCCUCCCUGCUGACCAAUCUCGUUCACCACCUCCGGUCAUCACUGGAGGUGUCGGCGCCAGUAUAUCUCUGGUCCGACUCCAAGGUUGUUCUCCACUGGAUCAAGGGUCAUGCUUCACGAUGGAAAACCUACGUGGCCAAUAGAGUGUCGCUGAUCCAGGAGCGGCUCCCCGAAGCGCAGUGGCGACACGUCCCGGGUCAAGAGAAUCCUGCCGAUUGUGCUUCCAGAGGGAUCGCUCCGAGGGAUCUGCUGAACCACCCCCUAUGGUGGCAGGGCCCCGGCUGGCUUCUCGGCGACUCGUCACUAUGGCCAGCCAGCGACGAGGCAUCAAUGGUCAGCGUUCCUGAAACAAAAACCACGGUAUUAACGGCCAUCAGCAAGAUCAGACCGGAGCCUGAAAUACUCCUACAGUUCUCAACACUGCAUAGGCUCUUACGUGUCUCUGCUUGGUGCCUUCGUUGGCGCCGGACCACUCGUCAUCCUCCCAGCGUCGCACUGCUCUCGGACGAGCUCGACGCCUCCCUCAUUCGCUGGCUGAGAAUCGUCCAAGGGAUCCACUACGCCGUUGAACUAACCGCCGUACGAGAGUCUCGCCCAGUGCCUCGCGGUAGCCACCUGGCCAGGCUGCAUCCAUUCAUCGACGAUGACGGGAUCCUGCGCGUCGGCGGCCGCCUGAAACACGCAAUACUCACGUACGAUGAACGACAUCCUAUGAUAGCGCCGCCCACUUCAUGGCUCACCAAGCUCGUGAUAGAGUCUUGCCAUCGCCGGACGCUUCAUGGAGGCACUCAGCUCACUUUGGGGCUCCUUCGCCUCCGCUUCUGGGUGCCGCAAGGUCGAGCCGUAAUCAAGCGGACACUGCACCGGUGCGUGACAUGCACCCGCUGGCGAGCCCACACUCCACGGCCCCUCAUGGCCGACCUCCCUCGGGGGCGAGUCACUCCAGCACGCCCUUUCCUGAGGACAGGAGUCGAUUACGCUGGCCCGAUAUUCCUCCGCACUUCCAAGGGGCGAGGACAUCGAGCUCACAAGGCGUUCAUAGCCGUGUUCGUCUGCCUCUGUUCCAGAGCCGUCCAUCUUGAGGUAGUAUCUGACUACUCCUCUGACGCCUUCCUCGCAGCAUUCCGCAGGUUCGUUUCCCGUCGCGGACUGUGCGAGGAAAUGUACUCGGACUGCGGAACUAACUUCAUCGGAGCGGACAACCAACUCCGAGAAUUCUUCCGCGCGUCGUCCUCCGACGGCCGUCGCAUCUCUCGGGAAGUUGCCAAGGAAGGAAUAUCCUGGCGCUUCAAUCCUCCCGCCGCGCCGCACUUCGGAGGCCUCUGGGAAGCGGCGGUGAAAUCCAUGAAACAUCACCUGCGACGGGUGAUAGGAGAGACUACGCUCACCUUCGAGGAGAUGAGUACUCUUCUUUCACAAAUCGAAGCAUGUUUAAAUUCUCGUCCAUUGCAGGCUUUAUCAGAUGACCCCGACGACAUCACCGCAUUGACUCCAGGGCAUCUCCUAAUAGGCGCCCCUCUACUGGCGGUCCCAGAGCCUUCCCUAGCCGAACGGCCUCCGAACGCCCUAUCCCGGUGGCAGCUGCUACAACGAAUGCGUGACCACUUCUGGCAGCGAUGGUCUCAGGAGUAUGUCCACGCCUUGGCACCUCGAUCAAAAUGGCUCAACUCCGAGCCCGCUCCGGAGGUGAAGGAUACAAUGCAGAUGACACAGAAAGAUGCGACCUGUUCAGUUGGACACAGGAAUAAGGGACCUCUUCAGUUGGACACAGAAAGAUGCAACUUGUUCAAUUGGACACAGGAGUAA
Camponotus floridanus (Florida carpenter ant) is the source of this 2694-nucleotide messenger RNA. RefSeq lists its product as uncharacterized. The coding region runs from base 1 to 2694 and encodes 897 amino acids. Gene Ontology annotation, biological process: DNA integration. Gene Ontology annotation, molecular function: nucleic acid binding. The transcript is spliced from 2 exons. The record is from RefSeq and is a predicted model, not a curated record. Lineage: Eukaryota; Metazoa; Arthropoda; Insecta; Hymenoptera; Formicidae.